Molecule: messenger RNA, 2388 nt
Organism: Fusarium sp. VM40
Lineage: Eukaryota; Fungi; Ascomycota; Sordariomycetes; Hypocreales; Nectriaceae
Source: the annotation of a GenBank genome assembly
AUGUGGAUCCUGGAGAAUUCAGAGGCCUUUGAUGGUCGAAGACUGUGGUUGCGACCAGGGAAGAUCUAUUUGUUUGGCAGAACAGCCGCAGAACCCGGCCAAUUGGCCAUAUCACACAAUACCAUCUCGCGCAAGCACUUGACCAUCACCGUCAGCCCUGUCGAAAAGGGACAAGCUCAUAAUCCCACCAGCCGCUCCACGCUUACGAUUGAAGAUUUGGCGACCAAGAUAGGAACAGUCGUCAAUGGAGAAAAGAUCAAGGGCAAGAAGAAGGUGAUCGAGGGGACCAAGGCUGAGUUCACUAUGGGAAAAUGCCCAAAUACGUUCUGCAUCUCAUGGGAACCAGUCGUUUUCGCAUUUUCUUUCACAAGCAAGGAGUUGCAAACAGAUCCCCUAACUACACUUCGCAAGAGAUUCGAGCAGCUUGACAUCAAGCUUGUGACGGAAUAUGUCAAUGUCACCACGCAUGUCGUGUCGAAGAAGCGAAACACCGCCAAAGGCCUUCAGGCAUUGAUUAAUGGCAAGCAUAUCGUGACGGAGACGUUCCUAGAUGCGGUAGUAGAGGCUGGAAGCUUAGCGGAUGGGGCUGAGAUCACUGACCUUAGCCCUCUGGAGCAGGACUUCAAACAAAACUGGCCUGAUGCUCUGCAACAUCUACCACCGAGAGGCGGCGAGCCUGUGCAACACCCAGAUUCUACGUAUGCUCCAGAUCCAGCACGACAAGACAUUUUUGAGGGGUACACCUUCAUAUUCUACGACGACGUCCAAUACAACAAUUUGUUAGCUCCUAUUACGAAUGGCGGUGGCAAAGCGUUACUACGAGAUGUUGUGCCUGAAGAAACCCAAGUUGACGAUUUUGUUCAGUAUGUCAAAAACGUCGCAGGGGAGAAAGGCCUCGGUGCCUUUAACGACGGCAGCGAGGGAAAAGGUGUGGUGGUAGUACGCUUCGUGCCCUCGAAAGGAGGCUCGGUCGACUGGUAUGUUGAGUUCUUCAGAGCCGUGUCUCUUAGACUGGACCAUCGCCCGAUUGAGCAGAGCGAAUUUCUAGAGGCAAUUCUUAUCAAAGAUGCGAGUAUCCUUCGACGGCCUCUUGAAGUCGAGACUUCACCACAGAAUACCCAGAACCAACAUCAAACUCGUCAAGAAGGUGAAGUGUCGAACGAAACCCAACAGCCAGCCACGCAAGCUCAACCAUCACAAUCAGCCGAAGAUUCACAACCCGCUCCUCGACGAGGACGAACUAGGAGAACCGUCAAGAGACGAUUCGCAGGCUUUGAUGACGAUGCAGAUAUUGACAUGGACGAUACUCCUCUGGCAUCAGUGCCCGCAUAUCAGCCUCCAACCCAGGCAGCUACUCAGGCCGAGACACAAGCCCAAGGAAAUGAAGAUGGGUUAUUUGUCUCGCAAGAAGCAGACAUUCCCCUAGAAACACAACCAUCAGGUAGUACUCGGUCGUCGCAGAGAAAAAGGCGGGCUUCGCCAUUGCCUGAAGAUAAUCUCAUGGAUGGCAUGACAACUGCCGCAGAAAGAUUCAAGCGUCAACGGAUAGAACGAGGCGAAGAUAUGGAUGAGCCAGCUGAGCAGAUGGAAACUCAACCGGCCAAAACAGUCCCGAAGCCAAAGAAGAAGAUCAAGAAAGAGUUUGAUAUUUUGGCACUGGCCGCUCAAAACAAAGAGGAAGAAGAGGCUCGCGCCCGAGCUGAGAAGGAAGACCUGGCGAACCUGCCUGACGAUGUCGAUCUUUCUGAAAUUCGCAGACUCAAUAUCGUAGAGGAGAUAGAGAUACGACAGCCCAGCCAUGGCCGGACACGAGAACAAGACAUCCGUGACGGACGAUGGGAUCCCAAAUGGAACGGGAUGAAGAAUUUCAAGAAGUUCAGACAACGAGGAGAGGCGACUGGUCGACAACCAGCAAGGACUAUUGUGCCCCUGACGCAAGUCAAGACGAAGGAGUUUGGCGUUGGAGACGACUACUGGCUUGAGGAUGAAGAGACAGACCGGAGGAAGAGGAACCCAAGCCAGCCCCCAGGAACAGAGUCGCAACCCUCAGCUCCGGCACCGGCUCCUUCAAGGACACAGAAGAGAACAGUCGCUACUGUUUUAUCGGACAGCAGCGACGAUGAGAACAACCAGGGCUCGCAGAAAUCUUCAGCACCAGCAACGCGCACACGAGGAGCCCAGGCCGCAGCAUCACAAACGCAGUCGCAAGCCAACACAAAAAGCCAGUCUUCUCGAAAUACUAGCCAGGCGAGCAAACGAGCUGCAGCAGAGCCUGCCGCUGGACAGCAGCCUGCAAAGCGGACUCGGCAGACGAGGAAGGCUAUUGAAAUCGCGGAUAGCGAUGAUAGUGAUGAUGAGCUCAAGUUUCGAUUUGGAAAGAGACGGUAA